This is a messenger RNA of Blepharisma stoltei, 1062 nucleotides long. The record is from the annotation of a GenBank genome assembly. NCBI's taxonomy places the organism in Eukaryota, Ciliophora, Heterotrichea, Heterotrichida, Blepharismidae.
AUGGCAAUUCCACAUAAGAUAAUUAUGAAAAUUUUACUAUUUAUCAUAAUCAGCAUAGCUUUUGCUCAAAUAGACCAAGAAGAGCAAAUCCCAAAGCAUGAACACAGUACUGAUGAGCAGCAAGAACUUGAAAACUCAGCGCUAAAUAAAGAAGAAAUAUAUCAAGCCCCAAAUAAUCCAAUUAAUGAUGAAAAAUUUGUGCCAGCAGACCCUCCAGCUCAAAAUCCUGCCCCAAAGGAUGAAGCUGCUAAAGAGCCUUUUAGAGGAAUUCCUUUAAAUACUAUCCUAAUUGCCUAAACCUAAAAUGAUUUUUCUGUCAUUUUUCCAUAUUUUAAAAAUUAAACUGCUUUUAAUAAAAAAUAAAACGCUUCUAUACCCUAUCUAAAGCAUAUAACCAAAGAAGACUUAUUAAGAGAAAACGACCCUGAUUACAAGCAUCACGAAGUUAACCCUGAUGACCCUACAUAUGAUCUUGCCAAAGAAUGGGAAGAGCACAUGAAAGACUUCGUCCCUGACGAAAUGAUCACUUUUGAAAUGGUCCCACGUGGCGAAGACGAAUUUUACGCUGAUAUAACUAUUUCACCUUCACACGUACGUGGAGCUUGGUUUAUCUCAAGUAAAGAAACUACUGAUAUUGACUUUUUUGUUGUCGACCCCAGGGACAGAGUCCUUAUUGAGCUCAGAAAAAGGAAAGAAGCUGUUUUUUGGUUUGAUGCUAUGUAUAAAGGCCAGUAUUUCCUGAGGUUCAAAAAUUACAGCUUAUUGCAAAAACAUUAUGUGACGCUAGCUCUGCAUACUGGGAACUCAACCGAAGAAAUUCUUUUAAAUCAGCACUUAGAGCCUGUAGAGCAAUAUUUAGUGAAAAUCCAAAAAGGAGUAAAGGAUUUUCAGGUUGAUAAUCAAUUCGCGACGCUAAGAAUGGAGUCUCAUUAUAGGACUGUGGCGAGUGCUAAUGAUAAUUUGUUCUGGUUCAGCAUUUUAGAGAGCUUUGGGGUGGCUGUGGUUACUUUUUGGCAAAUGUUUUAUAUAAAGAAAUUGCUGGAAAACAGAAGAAUGCUUUAG